CAUGAAGGUUCGGAACGCGGAACGCGGAAGCAACAACCCUCGGGCAUAGCAAUUAGAGCUCUCUUCAAGACGCAAAUUCCCAACUCACACUCAAUGUUUACGACAACAUGGGCAAUCUCAUCCCCGUUGUCGUCGCCCUGGGCGCAGUAGCCCUUGCCUACACCUUGUUCACUAACCCUCUUAGUAAAAUCCCUGGCCCUCUAUCCGCUCGCUUCUCACGAAUAUGGAUGGUGCAGCACUCACGCGCCGGCGACAUGCACACGACUAUGAUUGAACUGCACAAGAAGUACGGCAAGCUCGUGCGCACAGCACCUAACGAAGUCAGCAUUUCGGAUCCAGCGGCCAUCAAAACUAUCUACGGCGCAGGAUCGAAGUUCCGCAAGAGUGGUUGGUACUCGGUCUGGCAAGGUCAUCGCACGUUUGAUCUGUUUGGGGAGAGGGAUGAGAAAGUCCAUGGCAAGCAGAGGAGGCUUGUUAGUAAUAUCUAUAGUCUGGAUCAGUUGAAGAAAAUGGAACCGUACGUUGAUAGUACGUUGACAUUGUUCCUGGAGAGGUUGGGUGAGGUAGGGAAGAAGGGUGCUGUUGACAUGGGGAAGUGGGCUCAGAUGUUCGCUUUUGAUGUUAUUGGUGAGGUCACGUUCUCACGUCGCUUUGGCUUCCUUGCCGCCGGCAAAGAUGAUGGCUCCUUCUCUGCCAUCAACUCAGCUUUACAUUCGGCUGCCUGGAUCGGCCAGACUCCUUGGCUGUACUGGCUUCACGACUUCUUCAUGCCUUACAUUGGCAACUACCUUGGUGUGAACAAUCGCAAUGGUUCACUGCGUCAGUUUGCUGCUCGUGAGUGCGAUGAACGCAAGGGCCGAGGGAGUGAUCACCACGACAUGCUGCGCGCACUCAUGGAUGUCAAAGAGCAGAAGCCAGAAGAGUUCGAUGACAAUGGUGUGCUUAGUAUGGCGGCAAGCAACAUCUUCGCUGGCAGUGACACUACUGGAAUCAGCAUUGGCGCCGUACUUUACAACUUAUGCAAGAAUCCUACUUGCAAAGAGAAGUUAUUGAAGGAGAUCGGAGAAGUCAUGCAGAAUGAGGGGCUGAGUCCAAUGGAGAACAUACCAUUCAAGGUCGGUCAUGCCAUGCCUUAUCUGCAAGCGUGCAUCUAUGAGGCUUUGAGAAUGCAUCCGGCAGUCGGCAUGUCAUUGCCGAGAGUUGUGCCGCAGGAAGGUUUCGAAAUCGAGGGGGUCUUCCUCCCGGCUGGCACCAUCAUCGGUGCCAAUCCUUGGGUCAUCCACAGGCAAAAAGAGAUUUUUGGUGAAGAUUGCGACGUCUUCCGCCCGGAGCGGUGGUUGAAGGGUGAUCGAAGUCAGAUGGACCGCAACUUCUUUGCUUUCGGGAGCGGCUCGCGCACUUGCAUUGGAAGAAACCUGAGCUGGAUUGAAAUGACGAAACUUGUCCCUUCACUUCUCAUGCGCUUCGACAUCGAAUUGGCGCACCCGAAGGACAAGCCAGAGCAGCACUGUUGGUGGUUCGUAAAACGAGAAGGGUUGGACAUGAAGCUCACCCCUUACAUACAAAAGAUUGACAGUCCCGUUCUAGCAUGAUCUUCUUGUCUAGUGUAGGUUAUUACAAAGUGGUUGCAACUAGC
This is a messenger RNA of Macroventuria anomochaeta, 1636 nucleotides long. Its product is annotated as cytochrome P450. Gene Ontology annotation, molecular function: iron ion binding; oxidoreductase activity, acting on paired donors, with incorporation or reduction of molecular oxygen; monooxygenase activity. The record is from RefSeq and is a predicted model, not a curated record. The coding region runs from base 108 to 1592 and encodes 494 amino acids. NCBI's taxonomy places the organism in Eukaryota, Fungi, Ascomycota, Dothideomycetes, Pleosporales, Didymellaceae. The transcript has 6 exons.